AUGAAAUCAACAAGGCGUGUUCGAGUGCAUGAAGAUGCUAUACGUCAUAGUGAGUGUAAGCGUGGCGGCGACCGGCUGGCGACGCCGCGGAUGUCGCUGCUGGGCAAACCGCUCAGCUACCGCGCCACGCGACGCGACGCGCGCUACAGACGCCUACAAUCGAAGUUCUACAACUUCCUCGAAAGACCGAGGGGAGUGAAGGCCGUCCUCUAUCAUAUGAUCGUGUUUCUCAUGGUGUUCAUGUGUUUGUCACUGUCGGUGUUCUCAACGAUCGAAGAAUACGAGGCAAAAGCGGGCAUCGUGCUGUUCUACAUGGAAACUGUAGUUGUCGUCUGGUUCGCUAUUGAGUUCGUUCUAAGGCUUUGGUCAUCAGGAUGCAGGUCUCGUUAUCAAGGAUCCAUAGGGCGUCUAAAGUUCUUGAAGCGGCCAUUUUGUAUAAUAGAUGUGACAACAAUAAUGGCGUCUUUAGUGGUGUUGGGUAUGGGCUCGUCCGGGCAAGUCUUCGCAGCCUCGGCGCUUCGUGGCUUAAGGUUUUUCCAAAUACUGCGUAUGGUGCGAAUGGACCGUCGGGGCGGCACAUGGAAACUACUCGGCUCCGUCGUGUAUGCACAUCGGCAGGAAUUAAUAACUACAUUGUACAUUGGAUUCCUAGGGCUUAUAUUUGCGUCAUUUUUAGUUUAUUUAGCAGAAAAAGACGUCGCUGACACAAAAUUUAAAAACUUUGCAGAAGCACUCUGGUGGGGCGUUAUCACGCUGUGCACGGUGGGAUACGGCGACAUGGUUCCACAAACCUGGCAAGGGAAAUUCAUCGCAUCCUUCUGCGCGCUAUUGGGGAUAUCGUUUUUCGCUCUACCCGCAGGUAUUCUGGGAUCUGGCUUCGCUCUCAAAGUUCAGCAGCAGCAACGGCAGAAGCACAUGAUAAGAAGACGACAACCCGCCGCAACCCUGAUCCAAGCGCUAUGGCGAUGCUACGCUGCAGAUGAACAUUCUAUGAGUGUGGCAACCUGGAAAAUACAUCAGAUCCCGCUACCUAGCCCCCAAACAAGUCGGGUUAUGAGCGCAUCAUUCAAGAACAAUGCUUCCUUUGUGUCGCGGCUGCCGACAAUCCGUCGGCACAAGAGUACGUCCCUACACUCCCCAGCGCCGCACUCCAAGCCCGCACACCGAUACGAUGUCAACGCGAGCGCUGAAAAUCUCGGCGCGAGCCGCACGAGGAACGGCCGGUCAGUGCGCACUCGGCCCGUCAACCCUUCGCACAGCGAGGACUCGGUGGCGGAAACGGCGCUCUCCAAAAGAAACUCCGACGAUGAAGAUGACGAGCCCCGUUGUGUGACAUUAACUCCUCGACACAAAGCAGCUAUCCGGUUUAUAAGGAAGAUGAAGUAUUUUGUGGCUCGACGUAAGUUUAAAGAAGCGCUUAAGCCAUACGACGUAAAGGAUGUUAUAGAGCAGUAUUCUGCGGGCCACGUGGACCUGUUGGGGCGAGUGAAAAACCUCAAGUACUUUGUCGCGCGCAAGAGAUUUAGAGAAGCAUUGAAACCUUACGACGUGAAAGAUGUGAUAGAACAGUACUCCUCCGGGCACGCUGAUCUUCUGAAUCGAACCAAGAACCUGCAGUACAGGUUAGAUCAAAUUCUUGGCAAGCAAGGCUCAAAAGCCAAAGACGUCUAUGCAUCAAAAAUCAGCCUAGCUUCCAGAGUAGUUAAAAUUGAAAGACAGGUAGAUGACAUAGAGAGUAAGUUAGAUCAUUUAUUAGAGAUGUACGAAGAAGAUAGGCGCUUGAGAAGAGUUGGCAACGGGACCAAUAGUGGCGGAGAGAGCGGUGCGCCAGGAGAAUCAUCGCAGCGUGCAAGGCCAGCGAUCGUUAACAAGCAGUGUUCGGAGCCCAACUCUCCAGUUUCUCGCACUUCCGAACAGCCAAGCGGCUCUGCGGCGCCAGCUGCGCUCCAAAAGCGCCCUAUGAACCGCGGUUACUCCGAUUUAGGCACGAGGUUCAUGCGCAAAAAAGUAAUCGUUAAGACAUCGUCAAAUCGUAAUGGUGAGUCACCGCGCGACGAUGAAGUGGUAAUAGUUGUACCAACCGACCGUGAAGGCACGCCACCGCGCCUAGCAACUGACAGCUCAGAGGUUUGCGCAAGCUGCUCAGUAGAAGUAGAAACGGAAGCGGAAGCAGGUGGCACACGAUCAGGUAGCUCUGGGUCGCCGUCUUGGUGCGAAGGGGAUGGAGAAGCAGCCGACGAGCGCGGAUAUGGGUCAGGGGACUCGCUUGCGGAAGAUGCAGCUUUACUGGGUGUUGCUCAGCCGGGACAUCCACCGAGGCUCCUCCGAUCACAAAGAAGAGAUGUGGCCGUAGAUCUACACUUACUAAGACCCGAUGUA
This is a messenger RNA of Iphiclides podalirius (scarce swallowtail), 2379 nucleotides long. The record is from the annotation of a GenBank genome assembly. NCBI's taxonomy places the organism in Eukaryota, Metazoa, Arthropoda, Insecta, Lepidoptera, Papilionidae.